This is a messenger RNA of Clupea harengus (Atlantic herring), 1657 nucleotides long. Its product is annotated as mitochondrial basic amino acids transporter-like. Gene Ontology annotation, cellular component: mitochondrion. Gene Ontology annotation, biological process: mitochondrial L-ornithine transmembrane transport. NCBI's taxonomy places the organism in Eukaryota, Metazoa, Chordata, Actinopteri, Clupeiformes, Clupeidae. The record is from RefSeq and is a predicted model, not a curated record. Gene Ontology annotation, molecular function: high-affinity L-arginine transmembrane transporter activity.
UUGACAAUGACGCAUGUACACAUCUCCCCUGACAUGUAGACCUAUCAAAUACAGAAAUAGAAAUCGCUCUAGGUGGUGGCAAGUAGGGAAAAUUUUCCACUAUAGCCCGAGAAGUUACAGAUGCUGUGUAGUAUUUGUUAAUGUAAUAGUUUUACGUUUUAAAUUUACCAAGUUAAUCAGCAGGGAAUCUUCGUGAAUAGGUCCAAACCGGAGAGAAGGUUUCGUUAUAAUUUGAAACCUAAACAGCACAUAGUCCCUUUCAUCGAACCUUGGAACAAAUAAUUAAUCGCAAAUUAUAGGCUGUUAAGGCCAGAACUGAAGAAAAGUGAUGGACUUCCUAGCGGGCUGCAUAGGAGGUGCUGCAGGAGUCUUGGUUGGACAUCCAUUUGAUACAGUCAAGGUCAGACUUCAGGUCCAGAGUGUGGAAAAACCCCUGUACAGAGGGACCUACCACUGCUUCCAGUCGAUCAUACGCCAGGAAUCAAUGCACGGGCUGUAUAAAGGCGUAGGCUCACCCAUGAUGGGCCUGACGUUCAUCAACGCCAUCGUGUUCGGCGUCCAGGGCAACACCAUGCGCCUGCUGGGUCAGGACACGCCCCUGAAUCAGUUCCUGGCGGGGGCGGCGGCCGGUACUAUCCAGUGUGUGAUCUGCUGCCCUAUGGAGCUGGCCAAGACGCGCAUGCAGAUGCAGGGCACUGGCGAGAAGAAGAAGUCCUCGCGUAAGGUCUACAAGAACUCGCUGGACUGCCUGGCGCGCAUCUACCAGCGCGAGGGCCUGCGGGGCGUCAACCGCGGCAUGGUGACCACGCUGGUGCGCGAGACCCCCGGCUUCGGAGUCUACUUUCUGGCUUACGACCUGCUGACGACCAGGAUCGGUUGCGAGCCCGACGACCCAUACAUGAUCCCCAAGCUUCUGUUCUGCGGCGGCAUGUCGGGCAUCGCCUCCUGGCUCUCUACGUACCCCGUGGACGUGAUCAAGUCGCGGCUGCAGGCGGACGGCGUGGGGGGCGUGUACCGCUACAGCAGCAUCAUGGACUGCGUGCGGCAGAGUGUGGCCAACGAGGGCUGGACGGUGUUCACGCGCGGGCUCACCUCCACACUGCUACGAGCGUUCCCUGUCAACGCCACCACCUUCGCCACCGUCACACUCGUGCUCAUGUACGCACGCGGCGAAACCGGCGGGGCCAACGACUGCGAGCUGGCCCCGGUGCCGGUCGCCACCACGGCACAGACACAGACCCACAGCACCUCUCUGCAGACCCAAGCCAGCAGCCUGUAACCCCCUGAGCCCACAGUGGCACACACACACACACACUCGAGACACGCGGUGCAGACAUGACCAGAGUAUAAGAGGCACAUGUAUAUAAGAAAUGCCCUAAUAUGCAACUAAACCUAUUUAUGUUUUCUUUCUUUUACAAUAUGCCUUAAGAAGAGAAAAUAUGUUUAAGGAUAUAUGGUAAAGAGUAUUGACAUUGAAGUGCAAAAGUAACUGCUGUUCUUCUGGAGAAGUCUGGGUUUGAAGGUUUAGUAGAAAUAGAGAUAAGAGGUUUGGUCUGAACUAUGACCCAGAGUGUGCUCAGAUGACCUGCCUCCUCCUCCUCUUCUUCUUCUUCCUCCUCCCCAUCCGCCUCCUGUCCCACCCCCUCCUCUUACUCCC